AUGUUUCCUAUUGAGUCCGUGGGCAGCGCAUCAAAAGAAGGAACUGCAAUAACGGCAACAGCGACAGCAGCAACAGCAGAUGAACCGGAUGAUUACAUGCGCUAUAAAAAACUCGAAAAACAACUUGAACAUUUGGAUGUGAUGGAAGAAUAUGUAAAACUUGAAACGAGAAAUUUGGAAAAAGAAUUAUUGCAUGCGCAAGAAGAGGUGAAACGAAUUCAGUCUGUACCUCUUGUGAUCGGGCAGUUCCUCGAAGCCGUUGACCAGGAUCAUGCUAUUGUUGGUUCGACAACAGGGUCUAAUUAUUUUGUGCGUGUUCUUUCAAUUCUGGAUCGUGAACUUCUGAAACCGGGUUGCAGUGUGGCAUUACACAAGUACAGCAAUGCCCUUGUUGAUGUGCUCCCCCCAGAAGCCGAUUCCACCAUUCAAAUGUUGCGUGCCGAUGAAAAACCCGACGUUUCUUAUGCUGAUAUAGGAGGGCUGGAUAUGCAGAAGCAGGAAGUACGUGAAGCAGUUGAGCUACCGCUCACCCAUGGAGAGCUUUAUCAACAGAUUGGCAUUGAUCCACCACGAGGUGUACUAAUGUACGGUCCACCAGGUUGCGGUAAAACAAUGCUCGCAAAAGCGGUAGCAGCACAUACGACUGCCUCAUUCAUUCGUGUUGUUGGAAGUGAAUUUGUGCAGAAAUAUCUCGGUGAAGGUGAGUGA
Gongylonema pulchrum is the source of this 708-nucleotide messenger RNA. NCBI's taxonomy places the organism in Eukaryota, Metazoa, Nematoda, Chromadorea, Rhabditida, Gongylonematidae. The record is from the annotation of a GenBank genome assembly.